CUACAAAACGUUGUAUUGACCUGCUACGAAAUAUUAAAGCCAACCCAUUGUUUUGUUAAUUAAAACAAAAAAAAUAGUCUAAUUAAAUAACUAUUAAAAUGCAUUCAGAUAAAGAUACAUUAUUUUUAUGCAACUUCGAUUUCCAAUUAAAUGAUUCAGAUUCAAUAGUAGAGAAUAUAAAGAAACUAUGGUCCGGACAUUGGCUAAUAGAAGAUUCAGAAUUAUUAAAAAAAGUCAUUAGUGAUGGAAUGGAAACAGAUACAUUAGGAAAACAUCUUAAAAAUGGACAUUAUGAUAGUAACACUUUAGAGAAGGUUUUGCAAAUGGCAAUUAGUGCAUUUUUAACAUUUUGUGACCAAAACUGGAAUCCACAUCCAGAUGAAUUUCAUUUAAAACAGUAUUUUGGUAUUGAUUGGCCUGAAGAUGUAGAUGUAACUACAUACUUACAGAGAGAUUCAGAACCUUUGUAUACAAAUAUUUUAUAUCCAGAGUUAUUGUAUCUUUCAUCAAACAUUUUUGCAGCACUUUUUUCACAUGAUCAAAGUCUGCUGAAUUUAUGGUGGUGCUUCAGAAGCAAAGUUACUCAUCAAAGAGCUCUAGAAGAUACUAGUGCUACUCUUUAUAAUGAACUUGAACUAUUAAUAGCAAAGUUAUGCAAUGAAUCACAGGCAUUAGAAAAUAACAGAUUAAAAAUCCUAUUGUAUUUGGAAAUAGCACAAGCAUAUUUGAUGUAUGGGAGAGUACAAAAAGUAGAUGAAUAUCUGAUAAAAGCUAGAGAGCUGGCUGGAUUAAAAUUGGAAUUAACAGGUAUUUUGGGAAAGCGUACAAAGUUUCAACAAGAUGCUAAGGCACAACUUGCAUUAUUCAGUAAACUAGAUGAAGACUUGGAACGCCCUUCAGCGGAACAGAGUCAUGGAAGUUCAAACCUUCCACCAGAAAUUGAGCUGCAAGAUGACGUCAGGCUUAAUAAGAUUCAAUUCAAUGAAAAUAUUCUGCAGGCAGAACUGCCCAGCUUGGAACAGACUCUUUGUCUUCUGACUGUUCAAUAUCUUCAAAAAUCUCAACCCAAAGAUGACCUGAUGACUGAAGAACUGCAACCAUAUAUCGAAACAGUUUUGUCCCAAAAGAAAGGUCCAUGGUCUACUCGAGUGGCCGCUCUGUUGAUAAGAUGUAAACUAGAGGCCAACCACAAGAGAACUGUAGAACGCGCUAUGAUGCAAUGUGAGACAAUUGUCAAUGAUAAAUCACGCGUUUCUAAUACAAGCAGGCUGUCUUAUCUAUGGGCGACCGGUCUAUCUCCAGCUUGGAACUGGAAGCAGCAGCUGGCAGAUUUGUACUUAAGCUUGGGUCUCGUGAAGGCAGCUCUCGAGGAAUACUUGAAGUUGCAGCUCUGGGAGGAUGUCAUCGUGUGCUACACUAUGUUACAAUUAAGACAUAAGGCAGCGGAAGUGAUACAGCAACAGAUUGACAUCAAACCAACUGUGAAAUUAUUCUGCCUCCUUGGAGAUGCUACAGACGACGUGAACUGCUACGCCAAGGCGUGGGAAUUUUCGAACUUCAGAAGCAGUAGAGCGCAGCGCCAUUGGGGUAAUUACCUCUUCGACCACAAGAAGUACGGUGACUGCAUACCGCAUUACGAAAAGUCGGUUGAAAUUAAUUCCAUACAGGAGAGUGUCUGGUUGAGACUGGGUUUCGCAGCUCUUGAAAUGGAAAAAUGGGAAUUGUCCGCUAAGGCAUAUCGAAUGUACACAUAUUUGCAGCCGAAUACGUUCGAGGCUUGGAAUAAUUUAGCCAAAGUGUACGUGAAACAGGGAGAUAAGAACCGCGCGUACAGAGCGCUCAUGGAGGCGUUGAGAUUCAAUUACGAUAAUUGGAAGCUCUGGGAAAAUGUUAUAAUAGUAAGUAUGGACACGGGACACUUUGAAGAUGUUUUGCGAGGCUGUCAUAGAAUACUCGAUAUUAAAAGUAAAUUCGAAGAUAUCGAUGUACUGUCUUUGCUUGCAAAGGUAAUUGUUGAAGAUAAACAAGAUGCUGAUGGAAACAGUGCUGCCAGAUUAAGAAAACGAGCUGUGGAACUGUUCGGACGAAUCACAUCAAUACAUCAAAAUAAACCAGAGAUAUGGCAAUUGUACGCUGAUAUAAGUCCGACGUAUUUGCUGAAGGGACAGAGACUAUUGAAAGCGUACAAAGGAUUUACACUGAACGGUAAUUGGUCCAACAGUCCCGAAACUUGUAUGAAGGUAAUGCAAUUGACAGAACUCCUCCUAGAAUACAGUUUAAAAGCAAGAAAGGAAGCUGAAGACAAGGACGUGCUCCAAGCAAAUCAACAGUUAUCAUCAGCCCGGUUAACUGGACAAGCAGUAAUAAGAGCUGCUGAGAAACAAGAUUGGCCUGAAACUCAGGCUCAACUACCAGUGUUGAAGGAAUUGUUAAAUGAUGUUACAGAAUAUAUGAAAUCUAUAAUCACCACAAUGUCACCAGGCGAGUUCUUUAAAAUGGCGACCGCAAACGAUGAUGAAGUUUUAGAAGGAUUUCUCUGUCCAAUUUGCAAAGCAGAUUUGAAAUCAGCGAAUCAACUUACUAGCCAUUUCGAAAGUCUUCAUCAGGAAGAACAAGAUGUAUUAAAGUCACUGAAGGAUAUAUUUGGAAAAGCAAAGAAAAUUAUACUAAACACAGACGAUACGGAUUUAAAAGAAACAUUCGAUCGUGCAUUAAAGUUGAAUUCUCAAGACUACUAUCCGUUUGAGGAGCAGACAAUAGGUGUGUCUCGGAGUUCCACUGAUUAUUUUAGGGCUGUGCGUUCAGCAAGAUUAGAGAGAUAUGCUACUGAAACUAAUAAGUUAUUAAUAAGAUUGGAUAAGUUAGUGUGUAACAUGCCUAGUGAGCCUAGCCAAAGAAAACUGCAUGAACAGGAAGUUGUUCCAUGGUUAGACGGUUCAUCGGUAAAGCUUUGCCCCAACUGUGCUAAAGCAUUUAAUUUAACAAGAAGAAAACACCAUUGUAGGCUAUGUGGGUCUAUUUUAUGCCAUGACUGCUCUGUGUUCUUGGACUUGAACAUAGCCAAAGCAAUUGUUGAUCCAUCCAGACCGCAGACAUCCCAAGCUGAAGAAUUAAAUGAGAAGAAUGGUCUGCGUCUUUGUGAACACUGUUCUUAUCUAAUUGAGUUACGUAAACAAGUGCAAGAGAACAGAAACGCUAAAACUGUCCUGAUGACGGCCUAUGAACAGAUGAGGAGUUUGAUGGAUCAAGCAAAGCCAGCUGUUGCCAUGUAUGAAAAGAUGUGUCAAAGUCUUUUUGACGGAGAAACAACAUAUAACCUGGCAGAUGUCAACGCAAUGCGCGGGCGCAUUGGGAAGCUCGCGGAAGGCAUUGAUUUGCUCAGCAAACAGAUAGCUGCUUUCCCUGUGGAGCCAGCAACGCGACAGGCAAAACUGCAGACUGCUAUUAGGCAGGCAGCCUCACAUUACAUAAAGGAAGAUCUUCUAUCACUCCGGAAGUUACCAACCGAGGCACAGAUUGAUGAAGUGCGAAGGCACAGGUACGAACGCGCGCAGAAACAGAUACAAAUGGAAAGAGAGAGAACGGAGAGAGAGAGACAGAGACGGGGUGGGGAGGCGGAGACGAGUGGAAGUCGUGUGGAAGGCCCCGCCCACGACGACGAUAACCCUCUAUUGGAGCAAAUGAAUAUUAUACGAGGUUAUAUAAAAGAGGCUAGAAAAGAAUUGAGAUUUGAAGAGGUGGCGAUAUUAGAAACGAAUCUUAAGGAAUUAAAGAAGGAAUACCAGUUUCAAAUGCUCUCAAACAAGUCCUAGUCAUUUCGAUUACAUGUCAUUUUAUUAAUAUUAUAUUACAAGCACAUUUUGUAUUUAAAUUAUUUUAUUCUCUUGUAGAUGCAAGAAUAAAGAAUCGGAAGUUA
Vanessa tameamea is the source of this 3916-nucleotide messenger RNA. RefSeq names its product tetratricopeptide repeat protein 27-like. Gene Ontology annotation, molecular function: protein binding; metal ion binding. The transcript has 19 exons. Lineage: Eukaryota; Metazoa; Arthropoda; Insecta; Lepidoptera; Nymphalidae. The record is from RefSeq and is a predicted model, not a curated record. Bases 99 to 3812 code for a protein of 1237 amino acids.